Molecule: messenger RNA, 1592 nt
Organism: Meleagris gallopavo (turkey)
Lineage: Eukaryota; Metazoa; Chordata; Aves; Galliformes; Phasianidae
Gene: SMARCB1
Product: SWI/SNF related BAF chromatin remodeling complex subunit B1
Biological process (GO): chromatin remodeling
Cellular component (GO): nuclear chromosome
Source: RefSeq, a predicted model, not a curated record
CCAGCGCAUGCGCAGAGCAACAACCGAGUAGGCCGCGGCGCUACCCCUCCCGCUGCGCCCCGCUCCUAUCAGCGCCGCCGGAGCCCCGCCAGGCCACCGCAAUGAUGAUGAUGGCGCUGAGCAAAACCUUUGGGCAGAAGCCUGUUAAGUUCCAGCUGGAGGAGGACGGCGAGUUCUAUAUGAUCGGCUCCGAGGUGGGGAACUACCUGCGUAUGUUCCGGGGCUCGCUGUACAAGAGGUACCCCUCACUCUGGAGACGACUGGCCACAGUGGAAGAAAGGAAGAAGAUAGUGGCAUCUUCACAUGAAAAUCAGCGGUCUCACAGUCCCAGAAGAUAUCAUGGAUAUACAACAUUAGCCACCAGUGUGACACUGUUGAAGGCCUCUGAAGUGGAAGAGAUCUUGGAUGGAAAUGAUGAGAAAUACAAGGCAGUGUCUAUCAGCACAGAACCUCCCACCUACCUCAGAGAACAGAAGGCAAAGAGGAACAACCAGUGGGUGCCAACGCUGCCCAACAGCUCUCAUCACCUGGAUGCAGUGCCGUGCUCAACAACAAUUAACAGAAAUCGCAUGGGCAGGGACAAGAAGAGGACAUUCCCUCUGUGCUUUGAUGACCAUGACCCAGCAGUCAUCCAUGAGAACGCAUCCCAGCCAGAGGUUCUGGUUCCAAUCAGGCUUGACAUGGAAAUUGAUGGGCAGAAACUCAGAGAUGCAUUUACAUGGAACAUGAAUGAAAAGCUGAUGACCCCAGAAAUGUUCUCAGAGAUUCUUUGUGAUGACCUGGAUUUGAAUCCUCUGACCUUUGUCCCUGCUAUUGCCUCUGCCAUCCGACAGCAGAUCGAAUCGUACCCAACUGACAGCAUCCUAGAGGAUCAGUCAGACCAACGCGUUAUUAUUAAGCUAAACAUCCACGUAGGGAACAUCUCCCUUGUAGACCAGUUUGAAUGGGACAUGUCAGAGAAGGAGAAUUCACCAGAGAAGUUUGCCUUGAAGCUGUGCUCAGAGCUUGGUCUGGGUGGGGAGUUUGUCACUACUAUUGCCUACAGCAUCCGGGGGCAGCUGAGCUGGCAUCAGAAGACAUAUGCCUUCAGUGAAAACCCUUUGCCGACUGUGGAAAUCGCGAUUCGCAACACAGGGGAUGCUGACCAGUGGUGCCCUCUUCUGGAAACCCUCACAGAUGCCGAGAUGGAGAAGAAGAUCAGAGACCAGGAUAGAAAUACAAGGCGCAUGAGACGCUUGGCCAACACUGCUCCAGCCUGGUAAACUUCCUGUUGUGACACUGGUGCUCUUCCUACAGACUUUGUCCCUACUUCUCUCCCCAAGUGGAUCUAGGAUUGGCAGGGGUCUUACUGUCCCUCAGGGGACACACAUUCCACUUGCCAAGAGUUCCCUGUACUGCUGACUUCUGCCCCAUCCCCUCAGCCUAGAGGCCACGUACCAAGAAUGCUGCAUUAGCACCUGACCUAGCUGAGACUUGUGGCAGCUGUUGGAGCCCUCAUAUACCUGUGUGUGGACAGUGUAAAAAUACUUUUGUAUAGGUGCAACAUGCACUACUAGAACAACUUUUUAAAUAAAAGGAAUGCAUACUACUAA